Molecule: messenger RNA, 444 nt
Organism: Loa loa (African eye worm)
Lineage: Eukaryota; Metazoa; Nematoda; Chromadorea; Rhabditida; Onchocercidae
Exons: 4
Coding region: 1-444 (147 amino acids)
Source: RefSeq, a predicted model, not a curated record
AUGGCAACACGAAUCUCAAGAAGUGUUGAUUUGAAGAAGGAAAAGCGUAAAGAAUGCGCCGCGCAAAAAAAAAGUAAAUCAAGUACACCAACACAAAACAAGAUGUUUACAUCAAAGGAUAAGAAAACGAAAGCAAUGAAAGUAAUAAAAGCGAGUACUGUAGCCAUUGGCUCAGUCAACGAUUUAUUGCAAUCGACAAAAACGACAGGAGCAAAAUUCGCUUCCACUUCUUCUGCAACAACAUCUGCUUCCAUAGCUAAACGGUCAGAAGCAGUUAAAAUGACCGCAGUAAAAAUGAAUUCAUCUCCUUCGCUGAUAUCUGGAGAAUUGUCAAAACAUUCGCUAUUAUGGGCGGGUCAAAGGCCAUCAACAACAUCAAUUAAAAAUCGUACAUCAACUCCAAAACCAGGAUUGGGAAUUUAUGAGUCUGGUAAAAGCAAUUAA